GCCUCCCCGAUUAUGGUUUUUACUCCACGCCCAGCGACCAGAGGGGCGGCCCCUGCUCCUUUGCGGACUAUGGGUCCCUGGGGCAGGCAGCUCAGAUGCUACACACUGAGCAUGCGACCUCGGCCUGCAACUCCCCUCUCCAACACAUCCACAGUCCGGACCCCUUUAAGAGCCCAGGCGGUAACCCCUCCCGACCCGGUGGGUUCCCGGGGGCCAACAGCCCGGGCCCCGUAGCCGACCUGUACGGACCCAGCAGCCAGGAGUCCGCUGUGGGGAACUACAUCAGCGCCGCCAGCCCCCAGCCUGGAGCCGGCUUCGGCCCCAGCAUCACUGGCCCGUUGAUUGCGACAGCUUUCACAAACGGAUACCACUGAGCCGUGGCUCGGUCGCACCAGAGAGCGUGUCUGGUGUGGUGAGGAAGACGAGCUGAGGUGUGUAGUUGGCUGUAUGUUCGGGGGCCACCAACACCUCGGCCCUGCCACAACCCCACCCCCAAUCCCCCGCCCCCCCCCCCACCCACCCCUCCCACCGGAAGACCCCGGGGAACCCCAGACCGUACGAAGAAACGAAAAGAAAAGAAAAAAAAAAGUUAGUCAUCUCAGAAAAAAAGGAACACCUGCUGUACUAUAGACCUCUAGAAGCUAACCUGGUUUGGUAUGUUUCCAAUCGACUUCACUCAUCUUCUUCCUUCCUUUUGUUCGGACCUGUUGAUAGAGAGUCGUUUCAGUUGAUCUAUCGUUUCUCGUGUCAUUUCCUUUGACCUGAUAGUAUACUUGUGGAAAUGGGUUUUGUUUGAAUUCGGGGGGUGGGAGUUACAGCCAAGAAUAUUUGCAAAGUCAUGUCUUCACUUUUUUAUCGAUUCUAGUAAGGAAAAAAAAUAAUAAUUGGAGAAAUGUUGUGUCUAUGCACAAAAAGCCAAUUGAGAGUGAAAAGACUGAAAAUUAUUUAAUUUUAAAUUCAAUGAAAUUCAAUGAAAUUGCAGAGGGUCUCUUAGUCAUAAUUCUAAGUAGCGGUUUUAAUUCUUGUGACGUCUCAUUGUUAACCAUAAUUACCUAUUUUCGGGCAAUACAAAGAGGACUCCAAUAUUUUUAUGGUCCUUUUUUAUAAGUGUUGUUUUGUUGAUUAGAAAAUAUAUAUAUAUGCUAUAACAAAUUUCAUAUAACUACAUUGUGAAUUCAAACUUGAAGAAAAGAAAUGUAGCUGUACAUAUUAUUCCAGUCACUGCAUAUAACCAACUUAAUGAGAGAAUAGCAUAUUUUUGUGAUGGUGUGUCAAAGAAAAUGUUAUAGCGUGUGAAUAGAAAAAAAAAAAGAAAAAUCCGUAAACAAUUAUCGUCCUACUGCUGGAAAACGGAAGCCAGUGCGACAGAACACAAGCUCUGUGUAUAUACUCUGCUGAAUAAUUUUACAAGUGUCAUACCAGCAAAUUUUCAAAUGGUGAGUAAAGCAAAGCAAGCGCAGUUUUGACGACGAGAAGGUUCCUCGCUGGCAUCUUUGGUCUCACUGUUAAAGAUAUAAUUUCAAAGAUGAAAAAAAAAAAGAUUGAAUCCAAAGCACACCGUUCCUUGGGCCGUAUUUACUCAACAGUUUGCCGAGCCGCUACAGCGUUUGCGUGUCCGAUAAAAGCACUGCUGAUCCACCCAUAUGUGUGCACAAUUCUGCGUACAACGCAAAAUGGCGUCCGAUAAGCGUCCGAUGUCGUUAGGACAUCGGGUAAAGAUGGUCGUUAGUCAGAGCGCCGGAGUGAUGUGAAAAAUGUGUUUGUUCAAAUUAGCCGCCACAAGGUUGUUUUGCUGAACUGUGUUGUGGCCGUUUAAAAUAGGUUUACGUUUUUGUUCGUUUUAUUACAUUUGUUCCUUUGGUAUUUGUUACGAUUCAUAGUAUAUAAAUUGUAUGUGUUUUAACCAUCCAAAAACGUACCUAUAGCCUACUAUAUUUCACACGUAUACUCUCGUCAAAUAUGUUUCGAUUAUUUAUUUGUGCACAUCUUUGACAAUGAACGUGACAUUGUCUAUUAAAAAAGAGGAUUCUCUCUUCCACAUUUUCUAUCACGUGAGAGGGAUGUAAGAACAAAUGGCCAUAAUUCUUUGUUCCAUUUUACAUCAAACCUUUCAGCAAUAUUUUCCGAGCAGAAGAAUACAGCCUAUUUAUAAUCGUUUUUGGCUACCUCCUCCAUUAGAACGUGUAGAUAGCGAAAACCGUCCAGCAAAUUACUUUUGAGUUAAUGUUCUACAUUCUAUUCUCCUCCUUGCAGUUAGGUAAUCUUCGCAGUUUGUUACACAAAGUAAAAGAACCGCACACACACCACGUAAACCCGCCAGUAAACUGGGAAGCUGCCCUCUCAAAAGGUUUUAGCACGGUAGAAUUCGGCGCGUGCUUCCUGGUAAAUACGGCCUGUAGUUAUGACGAUUUGAACUUGAAGCAGCAGGCGUUUCACCGUGCUCUCUGCAUCCUUUUAUACUCUGGAGGGAGAACGCGGUUUGUUUGUCCCAUGUUAUCGUUUGUUCCUGCUGGACACAACUCCCGGGCUGCGUGCUAGGGCCUUUCCCCGGCGAUCUCUCCCUCACUUCCUUCUGAAUGAAUUAGGAACCAUUUUGAUACCAUACCUCAAGACCUGUGAGUACAGCUGUGGAAUCAUUGGCAGGAUUAACUUAUUCUAGCGCGGAAAUUGAUUAAUUUAUUCUUGCGCGGAAACGUACCGAGACAUUGAAAGUUCAAGUGGGUAAUCAUUGCACUGUGAGUAGUAAAGUACAGGCCAAUUUCUAUUUGCACAUGUAUAUGUUGGCUUUUUACAACGGUCCUGUGCUAUGGGUAUGUCACCGAGGAUUUGGGGUAGUUUACUCUGAACAAGACAUGCUCUCCAGAGCUUUGAGGUGGGUAAAUAGUGUGUUAACUAGUGCGUAAUAUAUAGCAGUGUAUUGAGGUAAUGCCUUUAAAUUCCAUUAUGUGUACGACCCAUCUAAGAUAUUUAUACAAAACCAAUACAAGACACUGAUUCUUUUUGCUGUUUCUAAGUUGCUAAUUUCUACACAAUAUGUUGGUACUGGUUUUCGAUUGAACCAUCGAGGGACUUUUAAUAAUAUGCUCCAGGGUGCAGUGGGUUUUUUUUAAACAUGUUGGUGAAAUGAAUGGUAUGUACUCCAAAACGCUACCUGUUGCAUAUGUAUCUGUUGUUCAAUUUUACCCAGUUUUGUCUUACUUGCUCUUUUGUUCCGAAAAACCAGGUAAAAAAAAGAUUUAAUAAUAAUAAUAAUAAUAUGCUGGAUGCUUUUACAGUCAGUGAUAUAAAGGUGUGAUCAAGUAAUAAUUUAAAUAAGAAAUUACCCUUGUAAUGUUCAAAUGUAAAAAAAAGAAAAGAAAUACAAAACUAUAAAAAAAAGAAAGAGAUGCUUCUUUGCUGAUUUCAAUUUUAAUCAAACUGAUUAUUGAUACUUUGUGGUUAAUAUUAAUAAUUGUAAUAUACUAUUAAAUUGUACUGCACAUCUAUUUAUUUCCCUCUUUCCAUUCCACAUCACCCCAAAAAAAACGAAUGUUUUUUGUUCUUCAUGGCGUGUAAAGAAGUCGCAUCACCUUGUAAACAGAGUGCCGAGUGCUACCUCGUUCCUCUCACCUUUGAUCGCCCGGCUGGCUGUUCCCUGUCCCCUGUCAUCACCCUGGGUGUCGUGUGCGUCUUAAUAGUAUCAUAUUUACUGCAGUAGUAGAUAGAAGUUCCCCUAUGGGUCAUGUUUAAUACUAGCAACAAAAUAACCACAAAAAAAGCUAAUUUGCUAGAAGUAGGUUUUUUCUCUGAACUAAGCGAGUUUCCGCACGAUCUCCCAAUGGUUUCCAAUCAACCAAAGUACUCGUGGAUGGAGACUGUGGCUGUAAAGAUGGACCGGAACAAAAGGCAUUAUUUGGAUGCCCACCCUCGAAUGUUUUCCUAAGGGUGUGCCAUACUACCUUAAAAGCUAACGCUAGAUAUGCAAAAUAUAUAUUUGUUUAAUUUACUGGGGACACAAGCUAUAAUUAUCAAAAAACAAAUAAGAAGGUAGCAUUAAAGAACAUUUUUAUUUUUUUAACAAGUUCUCACAGACCCAGAAUGAUCACAUUAGUUAUAGUGUUCAAUAGAAGUUAUCAAUACCGUUGAUAGAUAAUAAAAGCAUCUCUAUCAGUAAUAGUAAUGUUAAAGUAAUCUUUGACACUCAUCUCUACUCACUAAACUAUUUUAAUCUGGGUUUUUUGUUUUUAUUACUAUGAAGAUAUGUUAAUAUUAGCUCCUUGGAAACACCAUUUUAUUUCAGUUGUAGACAUUAUUCAUAAAGAGUCGCAGACGUCGUAAGACUAAUGGAGGCCAUUACCAUAACGCAAACCGCCUUUUUCAUGACAAACACAAACAUUUGCUGUCGUUUUACCAUCGUAUGGCUCAGUCUUUAUUCAGGCUGAUUAUUGGAGGGUUUUUACCAAGUUUGACUUGAACAUAACAUCUCCGCAGACACAGGGGACAGCACUGAAGAGCGGGGGGCGAAUCACACAAGCAUUAGGAAUAUAAAACGGGUGCCGUCGAAAAUUGAGUGACAAUAAAAUCUGAUGCCAUUAUGGUGUCAUAAAAGUGGCCCCAACGCUGCAGCAGCGAGACGCCAGAGAGAUCUCAGCCCUAAUGUCCCCCCGAGAGGAGGCUGGAGGGCGGCAUGCCCACUGGGCGGCCGCGGGCCAAAAGGUUCACAGCGGGAGCCUUUUAUUAUAUUUGGUUAAAAUGCUAAUUCUUAGGUAAAUAUAGCUAAUAAAAACAACAGCAUCAGAAGCCUGUGUUGACGGCAGCGGCCCCUUCCCCUGUUCCGAGGAGGGUAUCUCGACUCCUUCGCUUCAGUGGAUGUCACGGUUCACGUGCCUCGACUAAUUUGCGGUUAAUCAAAUUAACAGAAUUAAAACAAUUUGCUACACAGCUAACCUGGCUGGCGUUCCUCAAGCACAACGGACGCUGUUUGGUUUCAGGAUAGCGCAAAGCUAUUGGCACAGCUUUUAUUAACUGGAGUUAAGAAGUCGGGAUUGUACAUUGUUUCAGUUUUCCACUGUUAGCCGUUCGGGGCAGUUAGCAUCAUUGGGGCCCCGUAGGGCAUUUCACCUUGGGGACAGAAAACUUUAGUCCGCCCAUGGUGCGGGGAAAACAAACCGACCGUCGUUGUUGCUAUGUGUGUUUGUUAAAUAGAUAUACUUGUUUAAAUGUUUGGCAAAUAUCCCUUUAAUUCAUUCAAAAGAUAUGUUGAUACUGUAUUCAACUCAAACCUCAUCCACGAUGAAAUGUUAAUUUGUUAGUUAGGAAAAUGUAUUAAAAUUAGGUUAGCACUUACGCAGAAAAGCAAUAAAUGAAUGAAAGGAAAACAUUUCAUGUACUGAAAUCCAUUACUUUAAUAAACUGUUUAUAAAAAACAUGACAACUACCAAAAACUUUUCAAAUGUCAUGAAAACGUACAUCGAACGUCAUCAAUACUAUUCAUAGUUUUAGAGAAAUAAGUAAGGUAAUUACAAUGCUAAAAACAAAUGUCUGUUUUAUUUAUAAUAAAAUCUUUAACUAAAUAUAUAGAUGUACGUAUAUCAUCCACAGUUUUGAGAGUUAUUGAGAGUGUUUUAUUUUAACUUUCUGUUGGAAACUUUGUCUUGUUCAGCUUUUGCCUUAUCCCUUCACUGGUUUAUCGUUAAAUUGUAUUAUCGAGUAAGAGGCUGUAAUAUAAUCACACAAAUCCUAGUGUAGCUCCUUCACCUUCAUUUUCAGUUUCAUAUAGCAUAGAAAUACUAGAGAUGACUGAGAUAGAUUAAUGAUAAUGCCUCAUAAAUAUAACAAAAACAAAAGUUGGAGAAUCUGGAUGUCACGUAAUGGUUUUUCCAUUCCAUCUUUUCUAUUGAUGAAUGGUUUCUGUUUUUGUUUCCGUUGUGUGGUAGCGCGGUCUUUAAGGUAGCAUGGCACCGUGGCAGUAAUCGUGUUUUGUGUUGACAGUGACACACAGCUAAUGAAUGUGAUACAUCUUACUAGGCUAGUUUAUCCAUUUAGAGGAGGGUGUAGUUGGUCUAAUGACGUUAUCAGAAGAGGAGGUACGGCCAGGCGGACGCCAGCCGACCACUUAAUCCACUUAAACUUGAAUCUUAGGCAAGUGCCCGGCCCUUAGUGCUCGGCCUAACAGUGUACCCCUAAAACAGAUCGGGGGUCCCCUCCUCAAACCAAAACCCCUCCAUGUUGCAUCAUAUUGCACUUGUAUCUGCCUUCAGAAAACAGACUCUCAACCAAUGCAAGCUGACAAAGGUUUUCAUCUGUUCUGAUGAACGACAGAGACAGAGAGACAGACAGGCAGACAGACAGACGGACAGGCGAGGCCUAUAGGUUCUUUUGUAGCAAUGAACCCCAGAGCAAACAUGUUGUUGACAUUGGUGCUAGUCAUUAAAUAUAGAAGAUAAUAACGAUAAUACGUGCGCUUAACUCGCAGCAAAACCCAUCCGAUAUUGUACCACUACUGAAGCCUGAGCUCUUGUUUCAAGGUGUAUCCGAAAAGACUUCUUUAUGUCCAUCCAAGCAGAAUAGGCAUCCCAGCAUCCUCCACCACCAUGCCUACUCCCCUCGUCCUCCACCACCUCCACCCUCCAUCCCAACAGUGCACCGUCCACCCCAUGGUCAUCACUCUUAAAAAAGAAAUAAAGGACCUCAACCGUUUAUGUUUCACGCACACAAACACGCAUACGCACACACACACGCGCACACGCACACACUUCACCCGGUCGUCACGGUCCGAGCGGGAACACACCGUGUGGCUCCGCCCUCGUGGCGGCUCGCCAAGGCGGCGGGUCGGUGAUCAACAGUCAUUACCCGGUGUGUGUGUGUGUGGGUGUGUGUGUGUGUGUGUCUGUGUGUCUGUGUGUCUGUGUGUGUGUGUGUUGUCGCCCCCUGCUGUGAGCCCCCUCACAGCUCUCCUCAGUGGGCUCCUGAUUUGCCUUGUCCAUCUCAACAACUCACCCCCGUUUUAUUUCAUUUGGAUUAUUAUUAUUAUUAUGUCAAGCAACUUUUUAUGGCGAGAGUGGCCCCUGGAAGCAUCUCCCAGGGGACCCAAGCAACGAUCUCACGCCGUUAUUAAAAUAUACUGGAAGUGGAUAUGGGGGUCUCAUAUUUCAAAUGUGGAAAGUCUAAUUUUAUAUUUGUAUUUUCAAAAAAUAAUAAUAACAAUAAUAACGACAAAAAUGUUUGUGAAAGGUUUCCAUCCUCUACUGUGGUCCAGAAAUUGAUGUGUCUGUCUGGAAAAAAAAAUCAAUAAAAUGAAUUGUUAUAA
This is a messenger RNA of Gadus morhua (Atlantic cod), 7288 nucleotides long. It is a transcript of the gene msi2b, whose product is annotated as musashi RNA-binding protein 2b. Gene Ontology annotation, biological process: central nervous system development; regulation of translation. Lineage: Eukaryota; Metazoa; Chordata; Actinopteri; Gadiformes; Gadidae. Gene Ontology annotation, cellular component: cytoplasm. The record is from RefSeq and is a predicted model, not a curated record. Gene Ontology annotation, molecular function: mRNA binding.